AUGGCUGAUCAAGUUCCUACGGCGCGACGUGCCGCGGACGAUAUGGCGGAAAUUGUCAGCGGUAUCCUGGGCGAAACAGUCGUAAUCAAUAACAUCCGUAACGCUCGGGGCGAUCUUCGCGAACGCCUUCUGCGCAGUGGGCUGGAAGGUCUCGGCAGCCAACCGAUGCGAUCUGGGGAACUCUCACCACAAUUGGCCAACGAAAUGGCGAUCUUCCUCGGCGAUCAUUAUCGCGAACAUGUACGUCUGGAAGGGAUUGCCACCGAUCAGCUUUCCAGCAAUGCCCUGCCGGCUGCGGUCGCGACGCUGCUGAUUGACGCUGAAAAAGCACGGCUCGAGCAAAUGACGCUGACCGAUAACGAAACCGCCAAACUGCAAGACAUAACGCGGCGCGAGAUCGCCCUUGACUACCUGAGCAAUUCACCGGUCGCGUCCAUGGUCGCCAAGCAGCGCAUCUGGAUCCGACUUCUGGUGAUGCGGCACGGCAAGGAACGUCCGCAACUGCAAGGACAGCUAGGCCAAAUCGUGGAUCAACUGGAACGGCAAGAUGCCGAUGCCACGAACUUGAUUCAACAACUUCGCAGCGGCGAACUGGCUUUGGUCAAACUCAUGGCCGUAGUACUGGCAGUACUCUUUCCGCUUUCAUCCGCGCUAGGGGCCGUCGUUUACCUGAAAGGCAAGAAAGAGCCCGUUGCCGGUUUCGUGGAAUCUUCCGACGACGACAGCAUCGAACUACGCAUUGAAACGCCUGAGGGAGAGCCGCUGCAUCGUCGCAUUCUUCGUACCGAGAUCGACUUACUGCUGCAGCCGGUCAGCCCCAGCCGUUUGGCACAGCUUUCUCCUGAGAAUCCCAAAGCGUACCGUGAGUAUGCUGAGGAGCUUGUCGAGAAAGCCUCCGAUCCGGAAGCGGUCGAAACGGCUGCUCGGUUGUUCAUGAUUGCGGCUCAUCUCGAUCCACAGAAAGAAGGGCGCAGUGCCCUGCUGGGUAUGACACCCCUGAUGACCGAUGCACAAGGCGUCAAACGCCUUCGUGCGAUGGCCUAUCUGACCGAUCCUAACCAUGACGCGGCUUUGCUGGAAGGAAACCUGCAAGCGACCGCGUCGGGAACGCCCCUCGACGAGUCGAUGCGGGACGAAGUGAUCAACGUCCUGCAGAUGCUGCGAAAGGGAGAACGUGCCGACGCGCGGCAGCAACUUCAACGGGAUGAAAUUCAAGCGGCACUGCAGCAAGGGACCAGCAAGAUUACGCUCCAGGAUUGCCUGGCACUGGUGCAAGGAAACUGCCCUGGCUGCGAGCAAGGUAAGAUCCCGCCCUACAUGAUGCAGAAGCUUGUUGCCGCCGAUUCAGCCACAAUGGGGCUUCUUCAUCGAUCAAUCGUUCCUCAAGCCGCUGCCGGUGUUGUCGCUCGAUAA
This is a messenger RNA of Symbiodinium sp. CCMP2456, 1413 nucleotides long. Lineage: Eukaryota; Dinophyceae; Suessiales; Symbiodiniaceae. The record is from the annotation of a GenBank genome assembly.